Molecule: messenger RNA, 540 nt
Organism: Diplodia corticola
Lineage: Eukaryota; Fungi; Ascomycota; Dothideomycetes; Botryosphaeriales; Botryosphaeriaceae
Exons: 2
Coding region: 1-540 (179 amino acids)
Source: RefSeq, a predicted model, not a curated record
AUGAAGUCCUUCGCUGUUGCCGCCACCCUCCUCGCCGCCGCCCCGGCUGCUCUCGGCCAGUUCAUCGGCCUGGCCGCUCGCUCGGCCUCCCCCAUCCACUUCGGCAGCAUCAACGCUGCUGGCGGCAAGUUCUGGAUUGGCAAGGAGACGUCGGCCUACUGCCCCUCGUCCGUCGUUCCCGACUGCGAGACGGACUACCCCGGUAACGCCACCGUCUUUGCCGGCGGCGACAACACCCUGGGCCUGUACACUGCCGUUCCCGGCGGCCAGCAGGUCUACGUUGCUCCCGACGGUUCCCUCUCUUUCACCCAGGCCCACUCUGCCUACAUUCCCACGGGCUCUGUCACGACCGGCUUCACCCUGUCUCCCGGCACUAUCGGCUACCUGGGCUGGACCGACGGCUUCAUUGCUUGCCCUUCUCUCAACGGCACUUUCCCCUACCAGAUCUACGGUGGCAGCACCAACCAGACCACCUGCCUUGGCUUCAGCUUCCUCGCCUCCAACACCACUGGCGGCGUCAACGCCUGGCAGUACGCUUAG